Messenger RNA from Pyricularia grisea, 897 nucleotides. RefSeq lists its product as uncharacterized. Gene Ontology annotation, cellular component: nucleus. NCBI's taxonomy places the organism in Eukaryota, Fungi, Ascomycota, Sordariomycetes, Magnaporthales, Pyriculariaceae. The coding region runs from base 1 to 897 and encodes 298 amino acids. The transcript has a single exon. The record is from RefSeq and is a predicted model, not a curated record.
AUGACGGAAACAAUAAAUAUCCUGGUUUCGACCUUCCCAGGACUGGGCGCGGCAUCGACCGUAUCUUUCCCCAUCGAAUCCACGUCAGCCGCAUCAGAGAUAUGGGACCAACUAGAGCGCCGGGUGGCUCUCCCAAACCAGCGCCUCUUCCUCACCACACACUCUAACAAGAACAUCUCAUCAACAUCGACACAAAAAGUCCGGUCUCUUCUACCAGACCCCAGCAAUGACUUCCUUUCACUCCGACUUUCGGCCCCGUUAUGUGGUGGCAAGGGUGGCUUCGGGUCCCAGCUCCGUGCCGCCGGUGGUCGCAUGUCGUCAAAGAAAAAGAGCAACGGCGAUAACAACGGAUCAAGUCGCAACCUGGAUGGACGUCGUGUCAGGACCGCCAACGAGGCCAAGGCGUUGGCCGAGUACCUAGCCAUUAAGCCCGACAUGGAGAAGAAGGAAAAAGAGAAGCGUCGGAAACGGUGGGAGGAGAUCGUGGAGAUGACAGAGAAGAAGGAGCACGAAAUCAAGUACGGGGGCAAGGGUCGUCUCGACGGAAAGUGGGUGGAGGACAAAGAGGAGGCAGGGGAGAGGACAAGAGAUGCCGUGCUCGCGGCUCUUAAGGCGGGAAACAUCACCGACAACAUGAUUGUGACCCCAGGCUCCAGCAGCAAAGACGUUGUAGUACCACUAGAGGAGGCCUCUAGUGACGAGGAUAUGGCCGAAGGUGGUGAGAGCGAGAGUUCAGCACCAACUUCGCCACCAUCGGAACCUGAAAAGGUCGACAAAGGAAAGGGCAAGGAAAAGGCACCGACUCAAGCCAAGGCUCCGGCAAAGAGCAUGAAGUUCAGCGGCUUUGACGAAGAUGACGAGUUCAUGAGUUCAGAUGAUGAGAACGAGAGCAAAUAG